Thecamonas trahens ATCC 50062 is the source of this 717-nucleotide messenger RNA. RefSeq lists its product as uncharacterized. The record is from RefSeq and is a predicted model, not a curated record. The transcript is spliced from 2 exons. The coding region runs from base 1 to 717 and encodes 238 amino acids. Lineage: Eukaryota; Apusomonadida; Apusomonadidae.
AUGCAAAGGACGGCAGACUUUGCCAAUCCGAAGGAGUUUUACGCGUACUCGGGCCACAAGUACUGCACCACGACGUGCGCUCGUGCUGCUCGCAAGGGAGAGGAUCAACCGUUUCUGGAAGCAGCAGAGGCAGCGGCAGCCGAGGCAGAAGCAGAAGCCAAGGCGAGUGCGGUGGCAAACCGCGCACCGGCGGCAUCAAAGCCGAAAUCGGCAGCGGCAACGUAUCGGGCCGAAGCUGCAAAGAGUCCCGAGGAGAAAAAGGCUGCGGCGGCGGCCAUCGCCGCCCGGCUGAAGGCGUCAAAGGCGUCAAAGUCGGCGGCUGGGUCGAUGACGUCGGCGAGAUUGUGCCAUGGCUGUAAGAACGAGCUGGGCAACGAGUAUGUCACCGCAGGCAGCCACUCUUUCCACUCGAUCUGCCUCAAGUGUGCCGUCUGUCGCAAGGCCAUCGACGGCGCCUUUGGUACCUCGGACUCGGGCAACAUCGUGUGCGCGACGUGCUUUGGCGCAGAUGCGGCGCCGGCCGAUGCGUCGUCUGCCUCUGCUGCGCCGCUCUGUGCAGGUUGCGGAAACGCUGCUGCCGGUGAUGUUGUCGACGCACUCGACGCCCUCUGGCACCCGGCGUGCUUCAUUUGCUCGCUCUGCUCCUCCGAGCUCGGCACACGCUUUGCCGUCAACGCCUCGGGUAAGCCAGUGUGCAACACGUGCUGGGGCUCGUAG